This is a messenger RNA of Strongylus vulgaris, 207 nucleotides long. The record is from the annotation of a GenBank genome assembly. NCBI's taxonomy places the organism in Eukaryota, Metazoa, Nematoda, Chromadorea, Rhabditida, Strongylidae.
GCUGGAUUUGUCGUACAUCCCGUUGUCUGUCUUGUCGAUUCGCAUGAGAUCCUAUCACCUCGCCUGGCUACCCUUCGAGUCCGUCCUCUGCAUCAGAAAACCAUCACUAUUAUCAACUCAGCUGAUGAUUCCGAGUGAUUUUCUUAAGAGGAUCGGAGGAGGUCACCCGCAGAGAGAAGUCUUUCUACAAAUUUUUCGUUGGUGACU